Molecule: messenger RNA, 939 nt
Organism: Aspergillus costaricaensis CBS 115574
Lineage: Eukaryota; Fungi; Ascomycota; Eurotiomycetes; Eurotiales; Aspergillaceae
Product: ankyrin repeat domain-containing protein
Exons: 1
Coding region: 1-939 (312 amino acids)
Molecular function (GO): protein binding
Source: RefSeq, a predicted model, not a curated record
AUGGCUCAACACGAUUGGUGGGAAUGUGGAAUAAAAGUUGAUAACACGUUCCGGCCACAUAUCAUCGAGCUUUUCCUGCAACGCAAGCCCGACUUACUCCUGCAAAAAUCUAAGUGUAAUCUUUUCUUGGAAGGGACCAUCAUCACGGGAAUGGCUAUCUAUCAGGGUACUCCGGAAAUGGUGAAGAUAUUGUUACGCUAUCCGGGCAGCGAUGUCGAGCAAGGCGUCCUCCGUAUGCCACUUCUGUGUUGGGCUGCGUUCCAGGGCGAAGCGGACAUGGUCGCAAUGCUGAUAGAGCAGGGUACUUCCCUUCAGGGGAUUGACGGCCGCUACGGGCGAAACGCGCUUUCCUGGGCAGUCAUUAAGGGCCACCAAGGCGUGUUCGCCCAUUUACUGCACACUCCCGGUUUCGGGUUGGAUGACGUUGAUCAACAAGGUCGGUCGGCGCUCUUCCACGCGGCAGUCGCUGGCCAUGAAGACAUGUUCGAAGAACUUAGAUCCCGGGGCUGCGCCGUGCAUCGUCCUGACCAAUUUGGCUUCACUCCCCUAAUUGUAGCGGUUCAGCACAGACGGGAGAAUGUCAUCCAGAAGAUCCUUGAGAACCAUCCGCUAACACAGGAGCCCCGGGACCGCUUUGGUCGCAGUCUGUCGUGGUGGAUGCGCUCGACUGGAAAUGAUGCCUUGCGAGAAGUCAUCGUCGGCUACGGCAUGCAACUUGGGGGGCUUAGUCCGAUAGAAGAAAUCCGUUCAUUUCUUCAUUAUGAGUCGAAUCGGUCGAAACAGCCUUGCGAUGUCUGUACGCUUGGUCUCAAUCGAGGUGACAGAGGCAUUGAAUGUGGUUCGGGGUGCAGGAAAUAUCGGAUUUGCCACAUAUGCCGUCAGUUUGGUGCGAGCAGUGAGGACUUUGAGGGAUCGGAAUCUGAGGGAUCCACUGAAUAG